UGUCAAAAAUAAUGAUUCUGGACAAGGUGGCUAAUGGGAUUGUUCCUGAAUCUCCUCUCAAAUUGUUGAAUGGAAGCUGGGAUGAGCUUGAAGACCCAAGCUUAAUACCAGAUGCUAUUACUGAUUUGAUUGGAAAAAGUUUCACAUUUGGAGUCUAUGUUGAGAAGGAUAAUGUAUCUUAUGGUGCUGAGAUAUUCAAAGUUGGAAAAGUCUACAAAGACAGAAUGAUUUGCUUAACUGGUGGAAUCACAUCCAGUCACUCUGAAAAGCCGUUGACAAUUACAAGUGGUGAUGAGGGUUCAGUUUAUUUCACUGAUAGUCAAGAACUUAACGACUCCGUGACCACACCAUCCAGUAAGAGAAAAGAAGAUGAUUCUAUUUCUCUGCCUGACAUCA
Brassica oleracea var. oleracea is the source of this 396-nucleotide messenger RNA. RefSeq lists its product as uncharacterized. The record is from RefSeq and is a predicted model, not a curated record. The annotation marks the transcript as partial. NCBI's taxonomy places the organism in Eukaryota, Viridiplantae, Streptophyta, Magnoliopsida, Brassicales, Brassicaceae. The transcript is spliced from 3 exons.